ACAGGAAGUGGAAGAAGAAUGGAGGUUGCCGGAAGUAGCUUUGUUGCGUCUUUAUAUUUACUUCAUUUCGACCAACACUGCUGACAUUAACUGCUCGCCUUUAAGGUUAAGUUAGACUAAAUAAGCACUCAUCAUCUCUUUACACUUGAUACUUUUGUAGCCUUCAAAUUAAGAGCGGAAGUCAGCUGAGUCAUGGCGCGCAGUCUGCACGUCAGCUGCCUUUCCUUCCGCCAGCCUUUCGCGGGUUUCCUUCUGGACGGAAAAAAGACGCUGGAAAGCCGCUGGAGGCCGCUGCUUGCCCCGCUGGAGGGCGCCACCAUGGCGGUCCACGUCGCCUGGCGGGACUGGGACGGCGAGGAGUGGCGGGAGGUUCUGGGCGGUCCGAUGGGGAUGGACCAAGACCACAUCCACACGCUGCUGGAGUCCGGAGAGAGGUUCGGCCGUGGCGUGGUGGCAGGAUUGCUGGAUGUGGGCAGGACCUGGCAGUGCCCCGCCUCCCUGCAGGGGGAGGAGCUACAACAGCUGGAGCAAGCAGCCAUUCUGAUUGGCCUGCAGGGGAAACACCUGACUCACCUGACCAACCCCCGAUGGUUGAAGGCGCCACUGACUUCCCGAGGUGGUCGCGACCUCUGGACGGUGGAGAUCCCGGCGCACUUGUUGCCAUGACAACGUGGCAACUGUUAUUAGCCUCAGCUAAUUAGUAUAGCGUUUUGUUGCCAUGACGACGUGGCAACAGUUAGCCUCAGCUAAUUAGCAUAGUCUUUUGUUGCCUUGACGACGUGGCAACUGCUAUUAGCCUCAGCUAAUUAGAAUAGCCUUUUGUUGCCAUGACGACGUGGCAACAGUUAGCCUCAGCUAAUUAGCAUAGUCUUUUGUUGCCUUGACGACGUGGCAACUGCUAUUAGCCUCAGCUAAUUCGAAUAGCCUUUUGUUGCCUUGACGACGUGGCAACUGUUAACCUUAGCUAAUCUCACAGAGUCAGCUAAUUAGCAUGACCUUUGUUGCCAUGACGACUGUUAUUGGAGACAACUAAUUAGCAUAGCCUGCUAGCAUGUUUAUUCCAUGAAAAGAAGACUUUGUGCUGGUGACAAACUUUAUUAACCCACAACAACACCGUGGUGACGUAACAUAAACUUCCCUUUAACAGGGACUGGCCACGCCCCUCUUUCUGAUUGGCUGGCUCAAACUCAAGGACAAUCUCCAUUAAAUAAACUUGCAAACAAA
Molecule: messenger RNA, 1224 nt
Organism: Nerophis lumbriciformis (worm pipefish)
Lineage: Eukaryota; Metazoa; Chordata; Actinopteri; Syngnathiformes; Syngnathidae
Product: protein EOLA1
Source: RefSeq, a predicted model, not a curated record